Messenger RNA from Loa loa (African eye worm), 770 nucleotides. RefSeq lists its product as hypothetical. The coding region runs from base 95 to 562 and encodes 155 amino acids. The transcript has 4 exons. Lineage: Eukaryota; Metazoa; Nematoda; Chromadorea; Rhabditida; Onchocercidae. Gene Ontology annotation, molecular function: metalloendopeptidase activity. The record is from RefSeq and is a predicted model, not a curated record. Gene Ontology annotation, biological process: proteolysis.
UAGUUGUUCGUCAUUUGUUGGACGAGCUGGCGGCAGACAGAAUGUAUGGUUAGCUAAUAAAUGUUAUACAAAGGGAAUCAUUGCACAUGAGUUGAUGCAUGCAAUUGGAUUCCUUCACGAGCAUUCACGUACCGACCGCGAUGAAUAUUUAGAUAUUAUCAAGGAAAACAUUUUACCCGGGAAGCUAUCGAAUUUUGAGAAAUAUCCAGGAGUAAUGAUUAAUUCGUUGGGAAUGCCCUACGAUUAUGAUUCGGUCACGCACUAUCACAGAUACACAUUUUCCCGUAAUGGCGAACCAACUAUUUUACCUAAAGAUCAAAAUGCGAAAAUUGGACAGCGAUACAGGCUGAGCGAUAUCGAUGUCAAGAAGAUAAACAAGCUUUAUAAAUGCAAUAAUCAGCUAUCUGCAGCACCAGUGCAACCAAAAACACCAACUCCUGCUGAUACAGUAACCGAUGAAAGAACCCCUCCAACCACAAUGUUCUUCUUCACCCCUAGCACAAGUGAUGAAGAAGGAUGUAAUAACUGUGGCAGUAAAAUGGAAAAUGCUGUCUACGAAUAAAUGAUGUCUAACAAUCUCAAUUAGAUUGUGCAGUAUUUCCAUUUGUACUUCCUAUCGAAUGGACCUAUAAAGCUUACAAUGAUAUAAACACAUUCCUAUCAAUAACUUAUUAAUGUAUAAUAUGAAAAAUAAACCGUUCCUUUGCUAUACGAUGCACAAAUAAAAGAAGAGUCGUUUUUAUGAUCUUCCGGAUCAUCUUUCUUCAUUU